AUAACUCCCUCUUAAAUAUAGCCAAUGAACUGGCCUCAACUAACUUCCGUGGUAGAGAAUUCCACAGAUUCACCACUCUCUGUGAAAAAUGUUUUUCUCACCUCGGUCCUAAAAGAUUUCCCCCUUAUCCUUAAACUGUGACUCCUUGUUCUGGACCUCCCCAACAUCGGGAACAAUCUUUGUGCAUCUAGCCUGUCCAACCCCUUAAGAAUUUUGUAAGUUUCUAUAAGAUCCCCCCCUCAAUCUUCUAAAUUCUAGCGAGUACAAACCGAGUCUAUCCAGUCUUUCUUCAUAUGAAAGUCCUGACAUCUCAGGAAUCAGUCUGGUGAACCUUCUCUGUACUCCCUCUAUGGCAAGAAUGUCCUUCCCAAUCGGCCACCAUCUUGUAUCUGCCCACUGUGGGAGGCUCGAUUGUAAUGAUGUACUGCCUUUCUGGUUAGCUUGCAUCAAAAGCCUUUCACUGUACCUCGGUACGUGUGACAAUAAACAAAACUGAAUGAACUAAACUCAAAUUCAGACUAUUAUGGUUUGUUACAGGUGUGAAAUGUCUACGGAUAAUCCCACUACCAACAAGACUACCGUCUCUAACAGUGAUUAUAUCUGGGGCUAUGAGUAUUAUGACUACGAACCAGUUUCCUUUGAAGGAUUGAAGGCACACAGAUAUUCCAUCGUGAUUGGCUUUUGGGUUGGCCUGGCAGUGUUCAUACUCUUCAUGUUUUUCGUGUUGACCUUGUUGACCAAGACGGGAGCACCACACCAAGACAGAAACAUGGACCUGACGGCAAAGCAACAAAGAGCAAACUAUCUCACGUGCAGAACGGAUAAGGCCUUUUGCCACCCGGCCGCUGAAGAGAACCACUCUCUCGCUCAUUUCUACGGAAGCGAAGUUGGACAUUUGGAAAGACAAUUGAUGGUCAAAACAUCUGAUCCAGGAAAUACUGACCUUGCUGCUCAAGAACAAGGUGGAAGCAGUGAUGGGGUAGAUGAUGCUGUGGACUACCUGAGCCAAUUUGACAUUCCAAACUGCGUCAGCUUAGAUCAAAGCUCCUCGCUGACUGAAGAUGAGCAGCCAAUUAUUCUUGAAAACAUGCCAGGUUCUACAUGAAAUAUCUGACUAGUUCGUUAAAUAACAAAGGAACUGCUCAACUACAGAAAUAAAGUUGUUUAAAAAAUUGUGAAUUGUGCAAAAUGUUGGAAAAAUAAUGUUUGUGUGUAGGCCAGUACUAUUUUGUUACUCUCUUUCACUGUGUAUGUAACACCAGCUGUUCUAACAGGCUACCCAUCAGUAGUCAUUGAUUUAUUUUUUAAUAAUUGCUCCUUCAAGACUCUCCCGGUCUCUCUCAACACAUUUGGGCGGCACAGUGGCGUAGUGGCUGACUUACAGCAGCGGAGACCCGGGUUUGAUCCUGACUAUGGGUGCUGUCUGUACGGAGUUUGUGCGAUCUCCCCUUGACCACAUGGGCUUUCUCCUGGUGCUCCGAUUUCCUCCCACACUCCAAAGACGUACAGAGUUGUAGUUUGAUCGGCUUCGGUAAAGAUCGUAAAUUGUCCCUAACGUGUGUCGGAUAGUGUUAGUACACGGGGAACGCUGGUCAGCGAGGACUCGGCCGGCAGAAGGUCCUGUUUCCACGCUGUAUCUCUAAACUAAACACUUCAACUAAUAUGAAUUACCUUUCAAUCAUUGUUCUCUUGUAUAUUUUAAUAAGUCCUUUCACACAACAUGCUCUGCUCCUCCAUCAUGUUAUGCCCCAUUGAUCUGGACAUCUUCAGUAUGAACUGUGCACUUUCAGCUCUGCCCACGUGCUAUUUCUGAUCAUUUAAGGUUAGUUAAUUUAGUUGUUUAACAGUUUCAUGUGUUUUUAAAUUGUUUAAUGUAAUAUUUAAUAAAUAUUUUUACUACAUUGUAUUAGGUUUUAAUUUUUGUUUCAUACAGGUUGUCAAUUAA
This is a messenger RNA of Leucoraja erinaceus (little skate), 1945 nucleotides long. RefSeq names its product melanocortin-2 receptor accessory protein 2-like. The record is from RefSeq and is a predicted model, not a curated record. Bases 524 to 1105 code for a protein of 193 amino acids. Gene Ontology annotation, biological process: protein localization to plasma membrane; regulation of adenylate cyclase-activating G protein-coupled receptor signaling pathway. Gene Ontology annotation, cellular component: plasma membrane; endoplasmic reticulum. Gene Ontology annotation, molecular function: signaling receptor regulator activity; type 1 melanocortin receptor binding; type 5 melanocortin receptor binding. Lineage: Eukaryota; Metazoa; Chordata; Chondrichthyes; Rajiformes; Rajidae. The transcript has 3 exons.